This is a messenger RNA of Necator americanus (New World hookworm), 216 nucleotides long. RefSeq lists its product as uncharacterized. The record is from RefSeq and is a predicted model, not a curated record. Bases 1 to 216 code for a protein of 71 amino acids. The transcript has 4 exons. NCBI's taxonomy places the organism in Eukaryota, Metazoa, Nematoda, Chromadorea, Rhabditida, Ancylostomatidae.
AUGGUCAUCGCUCACUCCGCCGUCUUCGCACGCAGUCGACCAGACCGUCCACUCCUCAUUGAUUCGUUCGCUUCCUCUUCCACACAUCAACGUGCUGAGCUCGCAAGCGCUUCACACUUAUAUGGAUGCUCUGCUAAGUAUAUGGUGUCCGAGGAGCCAUGGAGCUCACUGCUAAAACACCAUUGGUGCCCUCCACACGGUUUGCCCUGGCAUUGA